GAGACAUUUGCUGUAUACACUUUUCAUGUCUUUUGACUCUUUUUCCUCAUUUUAUAUGUGUUAGUUCCUUAGUUUUGAGCUCAUGGGUUUAGUGGUAGAAGGUGUUGGAGAGAUGUUGGUCUCAUUGGAAAACCAGAAGGCAGUUCCUGCCCCUUUUCUCACUAAAACUUAUCAAUUGGUGAAUGAUCCUUGCACUGAUCACAUUGUUUCUUGGGGAGAAGAUGACACAAGUUUUGUGGUGUGGAGGCCACCUGAGUUUGCAAGGGAUUUGCUCCCUAAUUACUUCAAGCACAACAAUUUCUCAAGCUUUGUUAGGCAGCUCAACACCUAUGGAUUCAGGAAGGUGGUUCCUGAUCGAUGGGAAUUUGCAAAUGAGUUCUUCAAAAGAGGAGAAAUGCACCUCUUAUGUGAAAUCCACAGAAGAAAAGCCACACACCCUCCCCCCCCGCCUCCUCCUCCUCCUCCUCCUCUCACUCUCUCUCAUCUAAACACUUUCUCUCUCUACACCAAACCCUUUGAAUCUGAUGAGCUCCAAACCUACCCUGAAUCUCCUCUCUCUUCUCCAAACACAACUGAUUUGGCAACUGCCUUAGCAGAAGAUAACAAGAGGCUGAGAAGGAGCAACUCUUUGCUUUUAUCUGAGCUCUCUCAUAUGAGAAGGCUCUACAAUGGCAUCAUCUAUUUCCUUCAAAACCAUGUAAAACCAGUGCCCCAUCCCAAGUUCUCAGACCCACCAUUGAUAACCCAGCAAAGACUCCAUGAUUCAAUAGGUUUUGAGGAUCCUCUCAAGGAAACAGAGGAGAGAGAAAGGAACUUAGGAGAAGAAGAAGAAGACCCCAUCAACACUGUUAAGCUUUUUGGGGUGCCACUUCAUGGAAGGAAGAGAUUGAGAUCAGAGGUGCUGGAGCAUGAAGACCAUAGGCUGGAGUUUCAUGUACAUUAAGAGAGAGAGAGCGAGAGAGAGAGAGAGAGAGAGAGAGAGAGAGAG
Messenger RNA from Amborella trichopoda, 988 nucleotides. Its product is annotated as heat stress transcription factor B-4. Gene Ontology annotation, molecular function: DNA-binding transcription factor activity; RNA polymerase II cis-regulatory region sequence-specific DNA binding. Lineage: Eukaryota; Viridiplantae; Streptophyta; Magnoliopsida; Amborellales; Amborellaceae. Gene Ontology annotation, biological process: regulation of transcription by RNA polymerase II. The record is from RefSeq and is a predicted model, not a curated record. Gene Ontology annotation, cellular component: nucleus.